AAUCAGAUUACAAAGAAAACAUUUGGCAAAUUAUUUCUCAAAGAAAUCAGUUUGGAAUAGCAUUUUCAACUGCUAAAAUAGCAAUUAAUAUUGCCUUAGAAACUGGAAGUGAUAAUAAAUUGAUUAAAUUACUAAAGAUUUUAUAUCAAUUAAACAAAGUCAUAAUGGUGAUGAUUUUAGAUUAG
This is a messenger RNA of Funneliformis caledonium, 185 nucleotides long. The record is from the annotation of a GenBank genome assembly. NCBI's taxonomy places the organism in Eukaryota, Fungi, Glomeromycota, Glomeromycetes, Glomerales, Glomeraceae.